This is a messenger RNA of Panicum virgatum (switchgrass), 4752 nucleotides long. RefSeq names its product RING-H2 finger protein ATL67-like. Bases 117 to 680 code for a protein of 187 amino acids. The record is from RefSeq and is a predicted model, not a curated record. Gene Ontology annotation, molecular function: transferase activity. Gene Ontology annotation, biological process: protein ubiquitination. The transcript is spliced from 2 exons. Lineage: Eukaryota; Viridiplantae; Streptophyta; Magnoliopsida; Poales; Poaceae.
CACCACCACCACCGUGUGCCCUGCCGUGCGCCCGCUACGCCAAUGCCAUUCCGCCGCUCCAUCGCCACGAGGGACUCGCCGCCGCCGCCGCCGCCGCCACUGCCGGCACAACCGCAAUGUCCCUCCUUUCCUCGCUGCCCAACCUUGGCCUCGGCUACUCCAUCGCCAUCGCGCUCGGCUUCCUCGUCCUGCUCGCCUCGCUCCUGCUCGCCUCCUACCUGUGCUUCCGCCGCGGCGGCGGGGACUACUGGGCCGGGGAGGCCGCCACCACGGCCUCCAGCUCCGGCCACCUCUCCAUCACCGUCCCGCGCGUGCUCUUCGUCGCGGAGGGCUCCGAGUCCCCCGACGCCGCCGCCGCCGCGUCCUGCUCCCCCGUCGGGCUUGACCAGGCCGCCAUCGCGUCCUACCCCAAGGUCCCGUUCUCCAGCCGGGCCGCCGAGGCCGACGCCAUGUGCUCCAUCUGCCUCAGCGAGUACAGGGACGGCGAGAUGCUGCGCGUGAUGCCCGAGUGCAGGCACGGGUUCCACGUCGCCUGCCUCGACUCCUGGCUGCGGCGGAGCGGCUCGUGCCCCGUCUGCAGGUCCUCGCCCAUCCCGACGCCCACCGCCACGCCGCUCGCGACCCCGCUCUCGGAGCUCGUCCCGCUCUCGCACUACGCCGCUGACCGGAGGCGCAGGUGAUGGACAUUGCCAAAUCGGCGUACACGGUGCUUGUCACUGCAUUCCUCUACUUUUUUUCUUCAUCUUUUUACGUUCGAGGAUGUGGAGUUGUGGGUUGCUUUACUGCGGGGUUGUUUUAGGAUAUCUAGAGAAUUGUUUGAAGUCACAAUGAUCAUGAUUAGAUUUUGUAAUGUAGAAGUACAUUAUUGGAGCAGGGGAUAGUGUAAAUAACAAUACAGAUUGCUGGUUUCUGUGGGUAACCUUCUGGUAAUUUGUACUUUGUGUUACUCUGAAACUAUGGGCAGAUGGAAUGUAGAGAAUUGGUGUAUGAUGGCUACUUGUGCCACCGAAUGGAACGCAUAACUAUUACGGAGUAGUUGUUUUCUUCAUCCCUUGCUGCAUUGGGGACUCGGAAGAACCUUUGCAUUUACCUGAUCCCAUCACACUUGCAUUUCGUAUUGGAUUUUUGUAUGUUAAGUACCCAAGCUAAGCGACAGAUCUUGUAUGAACCUUUGUCAGUAUAGGAAUUUCCUGGGUCCAGGAGACUUUUACCUCCGGAUGGUUGGUGAGCAGGACCAUCAAUGCCCAUGAGUUAAACGAAUAUUAAUUUGUCUUUUAUCUUCGUUGGCAUGGGGACAUGCGGAGUAUUUGUUUAGAUUGACCGAUUUACUUUAAGAUAUGCUAAUUUUACGGUUGUAAUUUUAGCACUAAUGUCAGGGUUACUUACUCUGGCUCUGUGCACCUCUGGGUAAUCAUCACAGUCAACAUACGGAGUAGUUGCUAAACAUACAUGGUACUGGAUCUUGGAGGGGGCUAAUUCAAGGUUAAUAUACUUAUGCAGAAAAUUGGAUCCAACCUACUGUUUUGCUCCUAUUUGAGAAUUCCACUCAUUUUGUUCGCAAUGACAUACAUGGUUCUUCAAGCACACCAUAUAUAUCAAAACCACACUCAUAUUGUUGUAGAUAUUUACCUAUGGAGUACUAGAACUGUGUUUGAUUUUUCUUCCCGUGCCAUAAUGACUGAAAAUAAUCUUUUUGGGUACACAUUCAAUUUCGCCGCACAAUUUCCCUGUCGCAUAUUGUACAUCUGUUGGCAAGUCAGUGUGUCGUGGUCGUGGUACCAUUUGAUGUUGCUUGUGGGCUUGGGGUGUACUCUAACUGGGUCCACAUAAGAGUAGUACUUCACUGAGGUAUUUGAAAAGGCUGAUAUCUUAAUGUAAGAGCAAUGUUAUAGUAGUUAGUUCUUCAUCAUUAACAUAUGGCUCAGUUGUCUAUCUCACAAAAUUCUUGUGUCGAAGCCGGCUGCAAACUUACAAGCUGCUUCUCCUCUGCUUCUUCUUUUUCCUCCACCUCAACAUUCAGCCUGCUUAUAGUUUUUUUAUAAUACUUGCUCUAAGGGCCUAGAAACUAGGACUGCAAAGGCAAGCAAAGCAUUACUCAUUACUUGCACUAUCAGUAAUUUUAAUACAUUUCCCUAGUCUACCGACCUGCAAAAGUUUUUAACAAGGCGGCCCUUGCUCCCUUUUUGUCUUAUGUCAUUAUAAUGGAUUUGUCUUUAGUUACUCCUGGCAGCAAAAAAUUGGAAUUCUGUUGAACAUGAUGCCUUUUUUUUAGGGCAAGAUGGUACCAGUCGAUAAUUGAUGCCUGGGAAGUUCUGAGUUCAACUUUUAUGAUAAUUUGGAAAUGAAUUCUCUGAUGCACUUUCCUUCUGAUCCUUGCGGGUGUAUGGUUAAUGCACUUGUUGACUGAUUGUCUGCUUUUGGUUUAGUUUUGCAACAAGACUAGCGGCUUCGCUUUCGAAUUUGCAAAUAUCUGUUGUGACUAAACUCCUGAAUUUACAAUCCAUGUAUUGUUUCUUUUCAUGCCUUGCAUACCCUUUCGAUCUCCCACUGUGAGCACAAGAAGUAUUAAUAUUGUUUUCGGCAUGUUUUAGAGCCUAAAGAUUUGGCGAUUCCCGUGCUUGUACUGGAAAAUAAGUUGAUCUUAUAUGACUUUAAAUGUUAAGAAAUUGUGUGCUACCAUUAUAACUCGAUAAGCAGGGUUGCAGGAGCAGACCAGAAAAGGUGAAAACUGAAAACAGUGGCAAGUCCAGACUGAAGCACUUGCUAAUGACCUGCCGAGUGAACAGCCACUUGCACAGCAACGAGCUGAUAAUCGCCGUGGCUGGCGCGACUUGGCUGAAGACCGUCGCAGUCUCAGUCAUUGGAGCGAAAGCGAAGAGCAAAGCGAGGAAUAGUGGAUGAUGGAGAGCAGGAAGCUGACAUUAUCACGACGGAGAAAUGGCGAGCAGUAUGAGGAUGCAGGCGACCGAGCGUACAGGCGUACGGUGUACGACAUGCAUGAGUUCAUGACAGAACUGUCUACCUCCGGAAUACGCGUCUUCAUCCAUCAUGCACCAUGAGGGCAGGUGAGCAGGAGCAGCAGUGAGGACGGUGCUGGCGACUGGCGGGCACGGGCACUGGUACGGGCACGGGCAUGCGCACAUGGUCAUGGACGGACACCGGUAAGGAGGUUACGGUGCACAGUACUACCAUUUAGUAGUAUGUACAGUAUAGAAAAGAUCUAACCGUUUAUUGGAAAGGAUAGGAUUAUCAUUUGUAGCUUAAUAUAAAUUAGUCCCAAUCUUCUCUCCGUGUCCCCUCUCCCCUCCCAGGCCGCCGCCCCGGCCCUCGUGCAUCUCCCGACUCCCGAGCGAGCUCGCCUGCUCGCCUUCUAGGCCGUCGCCCGUCCUCGCAGGUACCGCGUGCCUCCUCCCUUCAAGGCUGUCGGCCCUAUCGUGCGUGCUCCAUUUGUGUCGGCGCCCCCUAACCGGCGGCCUCCUGCUCCCCGUGCCCACCUGCAUCGGCGGUCCUCGUCGGCGCCGGUGCGAGGAUCGGGUUCCCGCCCUUGGACAGACGUCGCCGGCGCCACUGCGGGCAUCGCCUUCCCUUGCUUCAAUUCGCGCGUCACCGCGGGAGCCGCUGGGCGCCGUCGGCCCUUGCCUCGUGCGGCGCCGGUGCUGCCCCCCCCCCCCCCCCCCCCCCCCUGACUUGCGCUGCCCCUCGCGUCCCCGGGCCGCAUACUGCCGACCACCAGGCGGCAGGCGCGACACCCCGGCCGUGACCCCAGGCCACGCACGAACGUCACCGCGCGGGCAACCAUGUGCAUCGGCGCAAACUUGCCGUGGCCCAGGUAAUAGUCCGCAUCUUUGAUUCCUUACGUACUUCAGCCUGAGUACGUAUGUGAUUCCAGUUAGUUCAGAUAAUAGUAUGAACAGGCCUUAGGACACAAUUUUUAAUUUGCAGAUAAGAACAUGUAUGGUGCACAGAUUUAGUUUUAGUUUCUUUUGUAUUUGGUAAGUCAAAUCAACAUUUUCUACUGUAUUGUUGCACUUCAUCAUUUCUGUAAGAGGUAGCCAGCCAUUCUCACUUGGUCAUAUUGCUACUCAUAUAUGCACCUGAAAUUGUUGCACUUGUAUUUUUUGCGAAGAAACAUUUGAUCCUUUCAAUCUUGACAGACAACAUGAAUAUUUCAUCGCUAGUUUGUUGCCUACAUGCUUUCAGGAUCAUGCAUGAACAAGAACAAAUCUCAAUCUCCCUGCUUGUGCACUAAUAAAAUACUUAACUAUGAAAAUGCAUGUCCUUCUGACUGCUGCUUAUAUUUUAUUCGCUGCUGUAUUCUAUAGAAACUGGAUUGCCCACUUUGCUGAAAUUCUACUCUUUUUGUAUAUGUCUCACUACUUCAAUUCUGGCAUCACAGAUUCGAUUGCAUUCCAUCAGUUCUUGGUUGGUGAUGACAAGAUCAGCAGGGAUGCAGGCAGGGGAUCACUCCAUUUAGGCAGUAGCAGUAGUAUUAUAAGUAGCAGUAGAAUAAUAAAGACUCAAGGCUUCUUGCAUUUUAAAAGUGUAACAUCUGAUCAAUUUUAAAGAAAACCGUGAUGUUUUACCAUGUCAUAAGUGUGCCAAAUAAUUCUGAGCAGACGACACACCCAAAUAUUUCCUAGCGAGGCUUCUAUGCCCUUAGAAACUUGUAAUUCUAUCAUUACUUUGUUUUUCUGAAUGUUGUUUCCUCCUGAUGUAAAGUCAGUAAACUGACAGACGGUCCUAUGCUGCAAA